Messenger RNA from Phycodurus eques (leafy seadragon), 2988 nucleotides. Its product is annotated as zinc finger protein OZF-like. Bases 1481 to 2824 code for a protein of 447 amino acids. Gene Ontology annotation, biological process: regulation of immune system process; regulation of cytokine production; negative regulation of transcription by RNA polymerase II. The record is from RefSeq and is a predicted model, not a curated record. The transcript has 2 exons. Lineage: Eukaryota; Metazoa; Chordata; Actinopteri; Syngnathiformes; Syngnathidae.
AGGUGUUCCGGGCACGUCCCACCGGGAGGAGACCCCGGGGACGACCCAGGAUACGCUGGAGAGACUACGUCCUUCGGCUGGCCUGGGAACGCCUCGGGAUCCCCCCGGAAGAGCUGGAUGAAGUGGCUGGGGAGAGGGAAGUCUGGGCGUCCCUGCUAAAGCUACUGCCCCCGUGACCCAACCUCGGAUAAGAGGUAGAAAAUGGAUGGAUGGAUGGAUGUGUAUUUUCUAAUUAUAACAAAUAUACUGUGUGUCAAUACCAAAACAAUUUAAUGCUUGAGGUUCAGUCCCCUUCUGUCAUCCUUGCACUGGCUCUCUCUUCUUUUGGGGAUUCAGUUGUAAGAGCCCUCAAUGGUCACGCUCCUCUUUACUUGGUGGCUCUGAUGUCAUUUGGAUCUGGUCUGCCGUUCACCUUUUACUCCCUGUCCCUCACGCAAGGUUAAAAACUUAAGGUAAUGGAGCCUUGGGUUGCAACAUUUUGUGACUCUUCAAAGGUGGAAACCUUCCAUGGGAAUUAAAAAGGAAUUGAUGGAGAUAAACGUGAGUAAACCAGGAAUUUACUAAAUAUAAGCAUGGCUCUUUAUAGGAAACUUAAAUCUAGUUUAUAUAUGAGCAUAAUCCUGACUAAAACUAGAUGCAAGUACAGUGCGGUAAUUACAAGUUGUUUUGAGUUAAAUGUGCGGUCAUGUACACGCUCGCUUUGCAAACUCGGGUGUCAGAUCCUCCGGCAGAAAAAAACUCAACUGGUCACCAAAGGUCACCGGACCUUUUCAGCCCGAGCCCCUCAACUGUGGAACACCCUGUCUAAAGCUAUUAUUAUUAUUGCAUUGAUGUCUGCUUAUGACAAAACGAAACGUUUAUUUAUGAAGGAUACUUUCCAGUUCCCAGUUAAUUCCAAUGAGUAGCUUUGGAAAGUUUACAAUUUGGAACAUUUACAAAAUUCCCAAUGAAAAUUUAGCAGACACUUUCCGAAAAUUCUCAUCUUAAAAGCACUUAAAAAUCAUCUGUUAGGCAAGCAUCCCAGUAAGACUGGAUUGUUUUUGUUUAAGUGCUGUAUUGUGUUGUAGUCACCCCUCUGCUCAUUGUGUUCAUUCGUAGUAAACUAUAUAUAUUAUACAGCAUAUCUGGAGAAUGGUGAAGCGCCACAAGAAGCAGUGGGUGGGGCGUAAUGGGUGACGUCACGUCCCCCCCAAAAAAAAAAAAAAAAAGGAAAAUCGCCUCGCUCUUCAAAAAUUCCUCCUGAAUUAGCUCCGAACGGAUUAAAGCCUCGAUGCCGUACGCCAACCACUAUUUACCGGACAUUCAUUACACCCGUCCUGUCCGGAGAAACUCGAAUCGGUGCACGUUGAAGCUACUCAGGCUAGCUUAGUCCAACUAAACUGCUAACAGCUGCUCACGGACGAGAGACGCGUUUGUUCUCAACACGUUGCUCAGCCAGAAAUCCAGCGAGAGUGCAAAGUGUUGUGAUUAUCGUGUGGAAAUGAGUGCAGAAGGCGUGAAAGAAGAAGACCGGGAGGGACUUUGGCGAACAAAAGAGGACCACGAACGACAACGUCGACACAUGGACGCUGCUCGAGUUGUGUUACACAGAGCAGACGUACGUGCAUAUCUUUGUCCUGAGCAGCAGGAUCCAGAGCCACCUCACAUUAAAGGCGAAGACGAUCCCGAGCCACCUCACAUGAAAGGCGAAGACGGACCCGAGCCGCCUCACAUGAAAGGCGAAGACGGACCCGAGCUGCCUCACAUGAAAGGCGAAGACGAACCCGAGCCGCCUCACAUUAAAGGUGAAGACGGACCCGAGCCACCUCACAUUAAAGACGAAGAGGAGACAGAGCCUCGCCACAUAAAAGAGGAAGAGCAGGAGGCUGAAAUCAGCAAGUUUCCAUCAACAAUUCGGAGUGAAGAUGACGAUGAUGAAGGUGACAAAGGCCAUUGUGAAGGAUCGCAAGCAGACAGCCUCCUAGCUCCACUGUCAGAUAGCGACGACAUGACGUCACACUCUUCUGACGAUGAUGAUGAACACUCUAAAGGUGAUUUGCCAUGUCACACCAACAACAAACACGUGAAAUGUUCUCAGUGUGACAAAACGUUUGUCAACAAGUCAGUGUUAAAAACACAUGCAAUAACACACACGGGAGAGAAACCUUUUGCCUGCUCAGUUUGUGGAAAAAGAUUCUCUGUCAAGGGAGGUUUAAGUCGACACACAGAAACACACAUUGGAGAAAAAACUUUUACCUGCUCAAUUUGUGAGAAAAGAUUCCUCCUGAAGGGACAUUUAAUAGCACACACAAGAACACAUACUGGGGAAAACACUUUUGUCUGCUCAGUGUGUGGUCUGAUAUUAACUGAAAAGAAUAGUUUAACAAAUCACAUGACAACACACACUGGGGAAAAACCCUUUGCAUGUCCAGUGUGCGGUCUUAGACUCACUGAAAGGAUUCAUUUAGCAACUCACUUGAGAAUACACACAGUAAAGAAAACGUUUGCCUGUUCAGUUUGCGAUAAGAAAUUCUCUGUAAAAGAUAGUUUAACGAGGCACACAAGAACACACACUGGGGAGAAACGUUAUGCUUGCUUAGUUUGCGGUAAAAGAUUCUCGUUAAAGAGCAGUUUGACAACGCAUACAAGAAUACACACUGGAGAGAAACCUUUUGCCUGUACAGUCUGCAACCUUAGUUUCAGAGAUAAUUCGGCUUUGCUUCGACACUUGAGAACACACACUGGAGAGAAAGCGUUCAGUUGCAGUGCGUGUGACAAACAAUUCUCUUAUAAGUAUCAGAUGAACAAACAUGAGUGCGCUGGUGAGAAGAGCAGCAGUAAAUGAAGCUGGAAAAAAAUUGCAAAGACAUUUAAACUCUUCUUGGUAAACAUUUAUGUGACCCUAAAUAAAACAGUUGCAGUUCAUUUUGCUCAGUUAUGCUCCAGACCCACCCAAUCCCAACAUUUACAUUUAUUAAAACAUCCUUUUUAACCAAAUUAUAAACUGUU